GACCAGAUUAUGGAAAACAGCACGCUUGAUUGGUUGUUUUGUUGGCGUCUGACAUCAGUCAGUGUGUAUGUGAGCCAUGGGCGGUCCGCUGAGGAUGACUACUUUAGGAGAAGGCCUGCCCCCCCCCCCACACUGAAAGCAGAAAACUGGACGACAGACGCUCCGAAGAAGAACAAGUGAGAGACUUCCAAGAAGAAGACGGCAGGUUGCUUUAUCGUAGGCCAAUACAAGAACGCAUAAAGAUCUUUGGUUUUGUUUCAAAAUCAAAGCCUAAAGAAGCAAGGACGUGGAUCUACACCCAAAAGUCGAACCACGCAUAUUACAUCAAGAGCCUUUCUCCCUCUUUCCACCCUCCUCCUCCUCCUCCUGCAGCAGCUCCCUUCUCUCCUCGACAGUCUGGUCUACCGUCUCCACCUGAGCUGUAAUCAUGGACCGCUCGGUGCAGGAGCUGUUCCUCAACUUCAUGAUCGUCCUAAUCACGGUGCUCCUCAUGUGGCUGCUGGUGAAAACGUACCAGAUUUAAACCACGGAGCAGAGAAGAGAUGAGCCGAGAGAGACGUGGAGAUGACGGGAUGACGGAGGGGGAUGUGUGUGUGUGUGAGUGUGUGUUUGUGCACAGGGGAGGCUGCAUGGUCGCUGUAAGACGUUGCAGCUGAUUGAAUGUGGUCCAGACACAGUGUUUACAUGUUUUUCAUUCAGCAAGGUCACUGGUCUGAUGCAGUUCUUUCACAUUCAAAAGGCCAAUUCUUUGUUUGAUGGCUCAAGUAAAAGUCAAUGACAAACUCGUCUUUAAUCUGCUUUUGUAUUGAUAUAUAUUUUUUUUCUUUUAAGAGAAUUAGGAGGGUGAAUAAAUUAAAAGAAAAUGAAUUUGAGCCUUAAAAAAACUGCAUAACCAGCUGCUAUAGGAAAAACUGCAAAAGCAUCACAAACAGUAGUUCGUCCACCACUUCAUGUCACUGUGUUAUUCAUGUGACUUUUGAUACACUGAAUCAUGCUGUUUUGUACACGGUCCCAUUUUGACAAAGCAAUGAAUGUUCAUGUACUCAUAAAACAAAACGGCGACUCCUGAAGCAUCACCUGUAUGUUCACUUCUUGUCAUUAAACAGUCUUUUGUUAGUUGGA
This is a messenger RNA of Salarias fasciatus (jewelled blenny), 1122 nucleotides long. RefSeq names its product sarcolipin (gene sln). Gene Ontology annotation, cellular component: membrane. The coding region runs from base 428 to 523 and encodes 31 amino acids. The transcript has 2 exons. The record is from RefSeq and is a predicted model, not a curated record. Lineage: Eukaryota; Metazoa; Chordata; Actinopteri; Blenniiformes; Blenniidae. Gene Ontology annotation, molecular function: enzyme regulator activity.